Messenger RNA from Cydia amplana, 7568 nucleotides. RefSeq lists its product as uncharacterized. NCBI's taxonomy places the organism in Eukaryota, Metazoa, Arthropoda, Insecta, Lepidoptera, Tortricidae. Bases 468 to 7553 code for a protein of 2361 amino acids. Gene Ontology annotation, molecular function: ATP binding; ATP-dependent chromatin remodeler activity; ATP hydrolysis activity. Gene Ontology annotation, cellular component: nucleus. The transcript has 23 exons. The record is from RefSeq and is a predicted model, not a curated record.
UAAAAUCAAUAAUGUUGCCAUUGUCUAAAAAAAAUUGCUUCCGUAACUUACACCGUAUCGAUGUUAGUCAACAAGGAUGUGUUUUGUAUCCCAAGUUAUUUAUGACGAGGUUAAAGUCUCAUGCACAAUUCUAUCAAAUGACAUGCAAUUACACACCUUAAGAACUAAGGUCACUCAAGAGUCAUCUGAAAGCUUUUCUUGUGACAUCUUCUGACAAUUUUUGUAAACACACGCUUGUCGAAUAGGCUAUUUACUGCGGAAGUAAUGGCUUCCCUAAAAUUUAAUUGCAGAUAUUAUUUUGUAGUGAUAAUUAACAAUUAAACAAAAACAUAAUGUAAUGUUUUCCGAAUUGAGGAAUUGCUUAAGGAUACCUUUUAUGAGAAUGGCAUUUUGAGUACGAAAUUUCCACUUGCGUCGCGGGACAUGAACGAAAGAGAUUUGGAUUUUGAAGCGUGAACGAGAAAACCAUGAGUGACGUGAGCGGCAGCAGUUCUGGCAACAAGAGAAAAGGGAAAGGUCGCGACGAAGAGGGUUCUGAUGAGGACACUUGGGACAGCGACGAUGACGAUGAUACUAUAGCCAGAAUCCAGCGGGCGCACUUUGCUCAGGCAGCAGCCAUGCGCGGCCGCCGGCGCUCCAACCCGCGCCCGCGGCCCAUGAGCAACAAACGGAAACUAGAAGCAGUCAAACAAUUUCACGAUUUCACGAAAAAACUCAAAAAAGACACUGGUGUAGCUAUAAGAAGUCUUGUUGGUAACAAUAUAUUAGAGUUAAGUGAUUUUUCAAGUGAGGACAGUAAAACGGACAGUGAUGGUUUGUCAGAGGAGGAGUUUGUGGUUAACCCAACUGCCGUUGAGGAGUUGAACCAGGAGGACGAAAGUUACAUAGAUCCAGAGACUGGUGAUUUUGUACAAAGUAAGAAGAGUGUUGAUAUGCCGCCUAAACCCGCCAGUCCACAGUCAGAGCUUGUGCCUGCCGAGGCGGUAUUACCCGAAGAGAAGAAAACAUUAUCUAUAAGUGAUAUUAUUAGUGAUGGUGACUUAGAUUUAACUAAAAAUGUGGAGAUUUCAGAAGUUGAAGAGAGUGAGUUGUGUCCAGAUUCAGAAAAAGCUGAUGAAUUAUUAGACAUGAAAACUGAGGAGAACAGUCAAGAUUUCGACAUUACGGAAAAGUUGAAAGAAAUGGGUGAAAUUAGUGUUAAGCCAAUAAAGAAGGACGAUGAGGAAGAGAAACCACCAAGUGAGGAAGAAAAGCAGACAGAGAAUGAAGAAGAUAAAAAACAAAACAGCAAUGCACUCAAUAUGAGACGAAACAUCCGAGAUGUGAUGGACGAGAAGAACCUAGAUGCAUCUACCCUGGCUGCGCAGCGGCAGGAGUCAGAGCGUCUGGCGAGAGUCCAGGAGCAGCAAAGGAUCAUCAGAGAGGUACAAAGACAAAUAGCGAUAAAUCGUCAAAACAAAAUACACGAGAAAACGCUAUCACUAUUACAAGGAGGCUCAUCCUUAUUGAAGAAAGGACAUGGAAAACUCAACCUACCAAACACAGUAUUGGUGAAACUGCCGUCUGGCGAGAUGAAGAAGACCACAAUGAAAUCAGGUCAGGUAGAGGUGACCAAGAUCCCGAAGCCUACGACGUCUGGCGCCUCCAAGACCAUGAAACCAGAUCAAAAGACUGAUAAAAAAGAGGUGGUGGAGAUUGUGGACAGCAGCAGCGGCGAAGAGUCCUCGUCGUCGGGGUCCGAUUCAGACGAUUGCAUAAUGCUGUCCGACUCGGAGGCCCCAAAGAGCCCGGAGGUUGAGGAAGAUCCUCAUAAUUCUGGUCUCCACGUAAACGACACUUACAACACGCCAGACGAACAAGGCCGGGUACUCAUCAAUCUUGGACAUCCCGAAAACGAAGAAGACAUCUUUUUAGCCCCUCAGAUUGCACGCAUUAUAAAACCCCAUCAGAUCGGCGGCGUCAGAUUCUUAUUUGAUAACAUAAUCGAAUCCGUUGAAAGAUUCUCAACGUCUACCGGCUUCGGGUGUAUCCUGGCUCACUCCAUGGGCCUCGGGAAGACCCUGCAAAUCGUGUGCUUCUGCGAUAUAUUCCUGAGGCACACCAGCUCCAAGACCGUGCUGUGUAUCAUGCCUAUCAAUACUUUGCAAAACUGGGUGGCGGAGUUCAACAUGUGGCUACCCCUGGACGCGGCCACUAGCCCUCUGUCGGCGCACGGCGAGGUGCGCCCGCGCAACUUCCCCAUCUACGUGCUAAACGACAGCCACAAGACGCUGCAGAUGCGCGCUAAAGUGGUCAAGGAAUGGACAACGACCGGCGGUGUCCUCAUGAUUGGCUACGAGUUGUACCGGCUGCUCAGCAUGAAAAAGGACAAAAAGCCUCGUAAGAAAAAGAAGGCCGAGCUCAAGGCCGAGGAGAAAGAGAGGGAAGAGCGAGAGAAGAACAAGGAUAAACCGGACACGCUCAACGAGGAUACUCAGGGCUCCGAUGCUACUUUCCAGUCGAAGUUGUCCGACGACUCUAAGCUGGAGGAAGGCGAGCCGGCGUGCAAGCUCGAGGCCGAAAUCAGAGAAGAGAUGAAGAAAGAAGACAAGAAAAACGAGGACGCUCCUAAUGACGAGGACAAGAAACUGCUGGACGAAAUGUACGAAGCGCUAGUGAAACCCGGGCCAGACUUGGUAAUUUGCGACGAGGGCCACAGGAUUAAGAACUCUCACUCAAACAUAUCAUACGCCUUGAAACAAAUGAGGACCAAGCGCCGUGUCGUUCUUACUGGCUACCCGCUCCAAAACAACCUACUAGAAUACUGGUGCAUGGUGGACUUCGUCCGUCCGAACUACCUCGGCAGCAAGACGGAGUUCUGCAACAUGUUCGAGCGGCCCAUCCAGAACGGGCAGUGCAUCGACUCCACGCCGCAGGACAUUCGGCUCAUGCGCUACAGGGCGCACGUACUGCACUCGCUGCUCGUCGGCUUCGUGCAGAGGCGAUCGCACGCAGUACUCCAAUCGACGCUGCCCCAGAAGGAGGAAUACGUCCUUUUGGUGCGCAUGACGCCGUUGCAAAGGAAACUCUACGACCGUUUCAUGAACGAGGUCGUUCGCUCCACGUCUGUGCCUAACCCUUUGAAGGCGUUCGCUAUUUGCUGCAAGAUCUGGAACCAUCCCGACGUCCUGUACCACUUCCUAAAAAAGAGGAGCGAAGCCAACGCCGCUAUCGAGGAAGACCUAGAUCUAGAAGAGCUCGGAGGCGUGACCAAGGCGGGGCGGGCGAAAAACGGCAAAAACCAGCCUGGCAGGAGACCUGGCAGACCUAAGGGUGCCCCGAAGAAACCAGCUGCGACAAUACCACCGAACACCACCACCGGCCCAGCGCCGCCGCGCCCCGACGCACCCUACGGAAAUCCCCCCUACCCACCACAACCCUACCGACCCGACCAACCUGGGUCCUACCCUUACAACUACCAGAACCAACCUCCUGGCUACUAUCCCCCCAACCAACAGCCUUACAACCAAAACUACCCCAGCAACUACUACCCACAGCAACCCUACGACAACAGCUACCCCAACCAGUUCCCCCAAAAUAACCCAGACAUGAACAACCAAGGAUACAACCAGAACUACUGGAACAACGGCAACUACUACAACAACCCUGCCUACUAUAAUAAUCCGCAAUAUCCUAAUAACGCCCCACCACAAAACUACACAGGGAACCCAUCUGACUUCAACAAUCAGCAAUAUCCGCCUAACUACAACCCGUCGUCGAAUGACCAGCAACCCUACCCUGGUAACGCACUACAACCUUAUCAAAACAACCAGGAACAACCAGGGACCAGUUACGGGAACCAACCCAGACCGCCGUAUCAAGGCCCUUACCAGAACGCGCCAGGAUUCCCGGAGUAUCCUAACGGCCCACCAGGAUCGUAUCCCAACAAUCAAGCGCCCCCAGAAGCUUCGUUUCCUAAUAAUCCACCUCCAACGGGACCUUAUCCUAAUAAUCAACAACCGUCGGGAUCUUCUUACCCCAAUAACCAAGCACCGCCAGGACCGUACCCUAAUAAUCAACCGCCACCCGGACCUUACCCUAAUAAUCAACCGCCACCAGGUUCUUCUUACCCUAAUAAUCAACCCCCACCAUCAUCCUACCCUCCCAACCAACCUCCACCAAGCUACCCCAACCAACCUUACCCACCGCCAUAUGCGAACAACGAAGCUACUUACGGAAAUAACCAACCGCCUUACAACUUCCCUGCUUACCCAAACAACAUACCGCCUAAAGAAGAACCACAAAUCAAAUCCGAACCUGGUAACUUCCCAACCAAUGACGUUAAGCCAAUCGUUGGUCCCGGUCCAAACGGCGGCUUCGGGCAAAACCAAUUCGAUAAUACAUCACCUUAUUUGGGAUACAAUAGUGGUUCAAACUCAAGAAAUCAACAGAUCAAGAACGAACCUAAUCUUGGUUUCCAACCUGGUGAAGUCAAGAACGAAACAGGCCCUAAUGUACCGCCUUAUGGGAAUCCAGGUUAUAAUUAUAACCAAACUAACAUGCCAGGUUUUCCAAACCAAGGAGAUAAUAGUACAAAUGGGAAUUACCCGUUCCCGUCCUACCUUGAAACGAAGCCCCCACUCGGAAGCAAUAGCUCUGGCAGUCCGCUCACAUCUUGGCCUCUAGAAUCAAUCAAAACGGAAGUCGACAAACUUAAAGCCGAAGAAAAAACUGAAACGAAAUCCGAAUCAGACGGCGAAGUCAAAAUCGCCGAUUUAGACACCAAGAUGAUCGUCAAAGAUGAAGGGAAAAAGACUAAAGAAAUAUCCAGUCUCGCAAAAGAAAAUACAAAGAAACCUCAAGACAAAAAGGAAAAGACGAGGAAACCUAAAAGUGAUGCUUCUGAAUCUGAAGAUGAAGGUAAAAAACCUAAACAGAAAGGCAAAGGCAAGGAAAGCAAGAAAUCUGACAAACCGAAGCCAAGGGGUCGACCUAGACUUGCCAAAGGAAGGAAAGACAGAAAAACUUCAAAAGAGAAAGAGGAUUCAGAGUCUGAGGACAGUGAAAAAGAAGAGAAAUUAAACAGAGAAGAAGAAUUAGCCCUGAUGAAGAAAGCGGAAGAAGUAACCUAUGAUUGGGCUGCUGAAUUGCUAAAAGACUAUAUUCCUGGUAUUAUAGAGAAUUCCUCUAAGAUGGAACUUUUCUUCUAUUUGUUGAAUGAAAGCAUCAAGAUGGGCGAUAGAAUACUGCUUUUCAGCCAGAGUUUGUUCACGUUGAACCUCAUUGAAGACUUUUUAGAGAGGAAUUACAUUCCUGGCACAAACUGUUUGUGGGAGAGAAAUACUAAUUACUAUCGUCUAGACGGCUCAACGCACGCGCUAGAGCGAGAAAAGCUAAUAAACGAAUUCAACGCCAACCCAAAUAUCUACCUGUUCCUGGUAUCGACGCGCGCCGGCUCGCUAGGAAUUAACCUGGUCGGCGCCAACCGCGUCAUCGUGUUCGACGCGUCGUGGAACCCGUGCCACGACACGCAGGCCGUGUGUCGAGUGUAUAGAUACGGGCAGAAGAAACCGUGCUUCGUAUACCGCUUCGUAAUGGACUGGUGCCUCGAGAAGAAGAUAUACGACCGACAAAUCAACAAACAGGGCAUGGCCGACCGCGUGGUCGACGAGUGCAACCCCGACGCUGUUCUGUCUAUGAAGGAGAUCACUAACCUGUGCUUUGAUAAUGACGAAAAGGAAUCCGAACCCAAAGACCUGUCCGAGCACAAGGACAAGUACCUGGACGUGCUGAUGCAGGGCAUCAUCCAGCACCACAGCCAGCUGCUGAGCAAGGAGCCCUUCCAGCACGAGUCGCUGCUGGUCGAUAGGAAGGAGAAGAAACUGUCCAGUGCGGAGAAACGAUUGGCUCAGAGAGGAUAUGAAUUAGAAAAGAAGGCAGCCCUAGCGCCGAAGCCCACGACGGCGUACAGGACGGUCCGCACGGCGGACGGCAGCGUCGUGCAGCGGCCGGUCGGCACCGUGCGGCCCAUGCAGCACGGCGCGCGCUGGAUCCCGGCCGACGUGUGGCGCCGGCAGGGCAUGACCGCGCAGGAGAUGACGCUGCCGCUGGACGUGGUAAUACCAACCAACUCCGCCGAGAAGACGAACAUCGUCCUAAAGGCCGGUCAGCGGGUGAUGGUGCUCAAGUCGCCGAAGGGCAUCUACAUGCAGCUGGAGUCGGGCAAGAUCAUCGCCAUCAAGACCUCGUUCAAGGGUCUGGGGCAGAAGGCGGCUGACAACAAGGAUAGCAGCCCUAUUGGGAAGAAAAUCCUAGGCAGCCGUCCAGGCAGCAUACCGGGCUCUCUAAAGAAUAACUCCGCGAUCACAAUAACUUCCAAGAGCGGCCCCCGACCUGGCUUCCAGCGGGUCAUAACCAGGCCCGCCAUAAUAGGCCACAACAAGAUCACCAGGCCUCUGCUGCCCGGACAGAAGAUAGCCGACAUCCGGAACCGGCUAGAGAUGCGAUCCUACGGCACCGUGCGACACAGAUUACCUCCGCACCCUGGCCGCAUUAUUAGACCCAACCUCCCGGGAUCACUAAGCAUAACAAAAAUCAGAAGAGACGCUAAAAGAUCUGACAAUGAAAAUAGCGACUCUAAUCCCCCAACUAAGAUAGACUCCGACGAUGAUACUCAAAUCCUAGACAGCGACGAUGAAGAAACGGAAAAAGCGAAAAAAGCAGAUAACGAACAAAAAUCAAAGACGCUCGCGGAAAAUUCUGAAGACUCAAAAUCUUCCACGAGCUCUGAAAACCAAAAGAAAAGUGCCAAUACUCAAGAAAAACUUGCAGAACCUAUCGUUUUGACUACUGAUGAAAAACUGCCUUCGGAGGAGGCUCUAGAAGUCAAAAAUUCCGAUACUAGUGACUCCCAUUUAAGCGAUGAUUCCAGGACCCGCGUAGAUAACUCUCAAACGCCGCCGAUGGAUAACGUCGAGAGGAAAAUUAAUUUACUGAAAAACUAUAGGCAUCAAAGACCCGGCAGUAGACCUCAAACGGAAUCUAGCUUGAGUAUAUUAGAGCGAACGGCCAGCGUGCUGAACAAGGAGGGCAUGCCGGACUUCCGGAGGAACCUAGAUGAUAUAACGCAGUCAUAUUCCCCGGGUAGCGACGAAAAGCCGGGGACUAAGUCGAAGAAGAAAAAGUCUCCCAACAAGGAGGGCGAAUCUCAGAGUCAGUUUAAUUCCGGGAUGUCUCAUAGUGUGUCUAGUCUGCUGGGGUCGCCGGGCGUGAAGCGGAGCGACCACAGCGCGGCGCCGGCCCCGGCCGACGGGGGCAUGGCUCCGGCCGUGCCGCCGCUGCCGGACGCCAAGCCGCCCCACCAGCCCUAUCCCGCACCGGGGCAUCCUCCGGAGGCGCCUUACGCGCAAUAUCCAGGUUACGGCAUGAACUACGGCGCGUACCCCAGCUCGCCGUACUACGGCUACGGCAACUACCCGGCCGGCUACGCGGGCUACGCGCCGCCCGCGCCCGCGCCGGUGCCGCCCUACCCGCCCGCGCCGCCCGACUACCUGCCGCCCAACCCGCAGUGGUAAUACCGCUAACGGGCU